Gossypium raimondii (Peruvian cotton) is the source of this 1074-nucleotide messenger RNA. RefSeq lists its product as uncharacterized. The coding region runs from base 175 to 1074 and encodes 299 amino acids. NCBI's taxonomy places the organism in Eukaryota, Viridiplantae, Streptophyta, Magnoliopsida, Malvales, Malvaceae. The transcript has 4 exons. The record is from RefSeq and is a predicted model, not a curated record.
CCUACCUACAUAACACUAGAAUCAUGUUUCUAUUUUCAGACUUCAUUAAUCUCUCAACUUUCCUAUUUAUAUAAUAAAUAAUAUAUACGGCAAAAGUAGCAGUGAAUAUAUAUAUAAAAGAAGACAUCCAAGGAACGUGGAGAAGUUGUCUGUAAAGUACAGAUAAAUACUUGCAUGCUCGGUUCCUCAAAACCUUCAACUCCUCUUCCUCCCUUUCUCUUUUCCCUUUCAAUCCGUAAAAUUAGAACAAGGAACCAAAUCAAAAGUUUUCAGGAAGGUUAUUCUAAGUUGAUGGAAAAAGAAAAUGAAGGCAAUAAAAUAUCAUCAUUUCAGGGUUUCCUUAAACUAACCAAAAGAGUUAGAAAAAGCAAAACAAAUUCAUUUACAACGUCCAUCUUCUCACUUCCAAAUGAGCUACUCAUCACAGAGGUUUUAGCUCGGGUGGCUGCCACUUCUGUCUGUGAUUUCUUGAAUCUCAUCUUAAGCUGCAACGCUUUUCAUCAAACGGCUAAUGAUAACUACAUACUUGGACAUGUAUCCCUUGACAAGGUUCCUGUUAUUCCAUGGCGUUCACCUAAACAAGCUUUCUUCUUGGAAAAAUGCAAAGAGACUGGACAUCCAGAAGCUUUAUACAGGGAAGGAGUGGUCCAAUACUUCAGCUUCGCAAAGGAGGGAGAGGGACUAAACUGUCUAAACAGUGCAGCAAAAGUAGGGCAUGUGGGAGCUGCUUAUGUGCUGGGAGUUAUCCUACUUUGCAUAGAGGAAGGAGGAGAGGGUAGACGACUUCUAAAUUACGUAAAAUCAAAAAAAGGAAUCGGAGAAAGCCGAAAGAAAUUUAAGGAUGUAAUUAAUAGACUUUGGCUCAACAAUUUCUUGGAACCCAAGCCUAAUGCUUGUCCAAUGCAAGCACAGCACAGAAGAAAACAAAGGUGGCCUAGCGACGAUGACGAUGACAAUGAUGUGAGUUGUGAAGCUUGCGGGUGCCACUUGCAAUACUUACUUGCGGUAGCGGUGCUUGAAAGCAGCCGAGAGCGCCGUGUAUUGAACUUUAAUUUUGGAAGUGGGAAAGUUUGA